CCAAGAGCCGUUUCCACUUUUGCUGCAAUCGAUAAGCGCAAUGAGUCCCACUUGAUUGUAACUGUUCUUGUGGAUGCCUGCCGCGCCGCCCCUUGCGUGCAUCGUCACAGUUGGAUCUCGGUCGUCGAACUCGGCCCGCCUCCGUCGCCAGUCAGUGUCACCCAGCAUUGGAUGUUGCAAGAACUUUCCAAUUUUUCUCAUCAAAACUUGUGUUUCUCCAUAAAUUCUUAUUCUACACCUUUGAUUAUACGUGGGCGGCUGCUGAAUCCCAUUCUUGCAUAAGAGAAGUGUUUGCGAUGGCCAACGACACCAUGAUCACGGAUGAUUAUGUCGCCGAGCUCCUUGCCAAGGAAGCGAGUGAGGCCUCGAUAAAGUAUUCCUCAAUGGGCCUCGAAGCGUUUAGAUCGACAAAACCUGCGAACAAGGCAAAGCCGAAUACCAAUUUCCUGACUCGCAUCAUCCGCGAAACCGACUCUCACAAUGCCGCAAUCAAGGCCAAAGAGGCCGCCGAGGCGCAGGCGCGCUUGACUGGCUUAGAAGAAGCAGAAGAGAAAAAGCGACUCAAAACCAACCCCUCGCUACAGGAUAUACGACGACGACAGUUAGGCGCAAUCUCCUCGUUACUUUCCGGGCAGAAGAAAAGGCGUGGGGCUGAAGAAGGCACAAGAACGACGUCCUCCAAAGACCAUAGGGACAGUAACUUUAGCGAAAAGGACAAACAUAAAAGAGGCGAGGGUCGACUUUCGGAAGACGAGGAUACAAAAAAUACAUCACGAGAAAGGCGCCACCACCAUCGCCAUCACCGACAGCAUAAGGACGAAGAGAGGUCCUCGCGCGAGGAACAGCGGCACAGAGAUAGAUCCAGAUCGUGCUCUCCAAGACACCAUGAGCGCAGACAUCGACAUCGGUCUCGUUCCCCGCUCAGCAGCGACCAAGAAGCUGCGAAGCACAGCCGCUCGUCACAUAAGUCUCGAAGCAGCAGAUCCGAAAAGGAGAGCCGUUCUCGCAAGGACCGCGACAUAAUUUCAGAAAAAUUAUCCACCCACAGACGACACGGUCGGCUGGCCGAAAAAGAGAAGACCGACAACGAAGACUCUGAUCCACUUGAGGACUUCAUUGGACCAGCAGCACCGCCAUCUGCUGACUCUUACCCUCCACCUAUUCGCACUCGUGGGAGAGGAGCAGGCAGAGGUGGAGCCGCCAUGGACGGAAGAUUUGCGAACGAUUACGACCCAAGAGAGAACAUGCAACUAGAUGAGAGUGACCUCCAGGUCUCCAAGACUGACGACUGGGAUGAUAUGGUGGAAUCCUUCCGUGACCGGCAAAAAUGGCUCAAGCAGGGUGCGGACAGACUUCGGGCUGCUGGCUUCUCAGAAGAGGACAUCAAAAAGUGGGAGAAAACCGGCCCCAAUGGGGAGAGGGAUAUCGAGGACGUUAAGUGGACCAAGGCUGGGGAGAAGAGGGAAUGGGAUAGAGGCAAGUCGGAUAACUAGGCGAAAUCACUUCUAGCGUCAAUUUUCAAGGUCUAUAGGAGGGACCGGCAAGCAACUUGUUUGAAUCAUGUUGAGGGGCGUUAUUGGUAGCAAUGGUUCUCAUGGGAUUCAGCAUUACAAGGGGAAUGGAGUUUAGGCUGCUAAAAAUGCGGUGAUUCAAAGUGGUUGCUUAUGGGAUUUGAUUUUAUGGUUACAGCAAGCGUGGUAUCACAAAAACCACGGCACAUCAAGGGUUUCAAUAAAAUGCUAUGGUUUGCUUUUCCACCUAGCCCUUUCAUUUGGUUUUCCCUUGCUCCUCAGAGGCUCUAGAACAUCUCGCUCGUUCAUGCGAGAACAGUAGAUUGCAAUGCUUUUGUGAA
Molecule: messenger RNA, 1852 nt
Organism: Neurospora hispaniola
Lineage: Eukaryota; Fungi; Ascomycota; Sordariomycetes; Sordariales; Sordariaceae
Exons: 2
Coding region: 297-1493 (398 amino acids)
Source: RefSeq, a predicted model, not a curated record